Messenger RNA from Thermochaetoides thermophila DSM 1495, 732 nucleotides. RefSeq lists its product as uncharacterized. The transcript is spliced from 4 exons. The coding region runs from base 1 to 732 and encodes 243 amino acids. Lineage: Eukaryota; Fungi; Ascomycota; Sordariomycetes; Sordariales; Chaetomiaceae. The record is from RefSeq and is a predicted model, not a curated record.
AUGGACGCCGGCAGCGACUUCUGGACGGGCUCAAUCGUGCGCGGCCUGCUGGGGCUGCACAACUUCCUCAUCUUUGCGUCGUCGGCCAUCUUGGUGGGCUUGUUGUCGUAUCUACUGCACCACUCCGGCUACCGGGGACGGCACCUGAUAUUUGAGGAGGUUAUUGCCGUUAUCACACUCUUCUUCUACCUGAUCGCCAUCUUCCUGCCCAUUUUCAAGUCGUAUCGCGGCUACAUGCUGCCGCUCAACUUUGUGCUGACGUACCUGUGGAUUACCUGUCUCAUCUUCUCAUCGCAGGACUACAGUGGCAAUGGCUGCUUGUUCCACACGCCGCCGCUGUUUGGCCGCUGCGGGCUGAAGCACGCGAUUCAGGCCUUCUGGAUCAUUGGAUUCGUCUACCUGUUCUUCAACACCAUCCUGGAGGCCAUGAUGUGGGCCAACGCGAAGCUGCGCGAGGGUCGACGCGCGGGGGAUGCCGAGAAGGGCGCCACGACCAUGGCCGGCACGACGGCGGGCGGCACCAAUAGUGGCGCUGCCGCUACGGCAUUACCGCCCCCGUUACCCCACGCGCGCGAGCCGGACCAUCCCCUCGUGCUAUCGCCCGGUGCCAAGACGCCGGCGCCCAAGUGGCCGGCGCCGACCCGUGCGGACGGCUACCCGAUUGGGCGCGGCAUACAGAUUGGGAAGGUUGGCGUUCAGCGGCCCGGGGGUUUGGAAUGUGGGCGCGGGUAA